AUGAGCGUGAAUAACACACAGGUACCCUCUGGGACUAACCUAGCCACACCACCAUCUUCUCCAGAAAAGGGUGUUGUUGAAGCUCAAGAGAAAACUCCCAAGAAAGCCCAAGAGAAAGACCCCAAAAAGAACGAGGAAAACUCCUCACCAAAAGUCGACUCCGACGCAGUCAAACCAGCAUCGAAAUGCACCCCCUCAGCCCAACGUCCAGACUGGGUACUCAAAGGUCUCAUACCCAGCUCAGGACCAACAUCCCUUUACAAAGCCAUGGAUCCCAACCGCUUCCUCGAAGACCGCGCUCCAGGCGAACUCCACCAAUGGCCACCCCGUCCCAACGUCGUCAACACCGUCGCAACUCUCGAACACGACAUGCGCAUCGCUAUCAUCCCCGAGAUCCAACUUCCCAUUGCUUUUUUUCACGUUUAUGCGAAUGGGACGCUGAAGAUUGAGGGCCGGUUCGCGAGGGAGAUUUUCAGAAUUGGGAUCACGGGGAGGUAUAAUAAGCGGAGCACUUCGUUUGGGGAGAAGUUGGCGAGGCUGAGGAGGCUGGUUCGAGAGAGGAGGAGGAAGGCGAAGAAGCCGAAGGAUGGGAAGGUUGAGUAUAGGGAUAGGGUGAGGGAUAGGAUUAGGGAUAAGGUCAAGGAGAUGGUGUUUCGGAGUGCGAUGGAGAAGUGGGAGAGUGAGGGGAGUAGUAAGAGGCCUGUUUUGUCGAGGGUUUCGACGCCUAGACAAAGGUUCGCUUUUGUGCGGGGGACAAGGGUUCCGCAGGAGCGGGUGCAUUUUCCUGAGUUGAAUGUUCCGGAGGUUGUGGUGGAUGGGGAUGAUGUGCUUUGGAAGGAGGAUUCCAUUUUAAUUCAGAGGAAUUCUGGACGGAAGAUUCUUGCAAAUGCUACUUUGUUCGUCCCGGAAGAUUGGAAGUUAUUCAGGGAUUGCGAGAAGUUGGGUGCCAGAAUAAGUCUUAGUGAGGAGGAGGAAGCUGUUAUGGAUGAGAGUACUUUAAGCGAAGUCGAUAUCGUGAAAUACCAAUUAAGUCGUGGACGAUGGAUGUGGAUAUAUCACACUAACCGACUCCAUGAUCCUGAUAUCAACGCUGGAUUAACUGAGGAUUACGAAUUGGCAAGAUACUACGACAUCCUCAAGAACGACCAAUCUCUCCUCCAGAAACUGUGCAGUGGCAUCCCAUUUACCAGAAAUGAUAGGAUUAUGCUACAUUCUUAUGGCAUCGAAAAGUUCCAUGUCACACCGCUGUUAAAAUACGCCAGCAUCCUCGCCGCCAAAGAUGAAAAUUAUUAUUCGCCCAUCCAACCAGGUAUCGAAAUCGACGUUCCAUCCACCGCUCAGAUCAACUGCGUACAAGAAAGCCGCAUCACACAGACUCUCCUAGGGAAAACACCCGUCAAGCCCCCACCACCGAUCUCAUACAUAGCCAUCCCAGAGGACAAAUCCAUCAAAACACUCCCCUCGGAACGCGAAAAUUCAUUGCCCGUGGAAUUGUCUACCAAACCCACCAAAGGCAAAGAAAAAGAGAAAAUCCCCAACGCCCUCUCCAAACUCAGCGACCGCAUAACCGCUCUUCUAAAAUUCCAACUCAAAGAGCCAAAGGGCAAGCAGCCAGUCCGCCCCCAAACAGGCCUAACCUACCACCGCCGUCCCAACCGCCGCCCCCGACCCAUCCUCCGCGGCCAUCCCCCCUCCAAAGUCAAAAAAGCCAGACGCUUCGGCGGCAGGCCCGCAAAGCCUAGGACUGCAAAACCUCCCCAUCCCACAGGCACACCAAGAACCGCAAAGAGCUCCCCCCUCAAACCAUUGAAUCGCACCACGACGGUCCCCGCACCAGAGUUCCUUAAUAUGUGUCCGCCCUGCUCGCAGUACGCGAGUGGCAGCCAGCAUUCGCCGAUUGAUUGCGUGAGGAUGUUUCGGCCGGUGGAUUGGGGUCGGUAUCCGGAUCCGAUGGAGUCGGAUGAGGAGAGUGAGAGUGUGAGUGAGAGUGUGAGAAGGCUUUUGGGGAUGCGGCCACAGAUCAGGGUUGAGAGGUGUGUUUUUGUGGGGGUUAGGGGGGGUUCGCUUAUAGGGGAUGAGAGGGAGGGGGUUGAGGAGGGGAGUGGGGGUGAGGUAAGGAAGGGGGAGAGGUUGGAGGGGUGGACGGAGACGGUUGUUAAGGCUGGGAAAAUGGAGAGGGGAGGGAGGACUGGAGGGUCUGUGAAUAAGAGAUUUGAGGGCGGGAAGUCGUAAGUCUAAAUUCUCUUUCUAUCUGUUGUUUGUGGAGCUAUCAAGUAUGCUCUCAUCAAAUCCAUGUCUUCGAUUAAGCGAGCGACACCAACAAUUCCCAUUCUUACAUUCCUCUCAAACAAAUUCCCUUCAACUUUCCAGCACAAUCCCUCAUGACACACCAAAUUCUAACUAACAUCCCUUCUCAGAUCCUCUUCUCCCUCAAAUCCGCGCCCUGCACCCUCGCUACCAGCGAACAAAAAUUCUUCAAGCAACCAAAAGGCGAUAGCUAAACCUCGUCCGAAAGUGCACUUCGCGCCAGUGCCACGGGGAAAGAGACUCCCUGUGGAUAGUAAGCGAAGGAUUAGUGUUUAG
Hymenoscyphus albidus is the source of this 2583-nucleotide messenger RNA. Lineage: Eukaryota; Fungi; Ascomycota; Leotiomycetes; Helotiales; Helotiaceae. The record is from the annotation of a GenBank genome assembly.